UUUUUUCCUGUUGCUUUUUCUACUCCUGAACUGAAAAAGUGAUCAAACAGCCAACGGCCCGCCCAUUCAAGUUAUUUCUUCUGCCUCUCUGUGCAUCAUCUAGUCUACAACCUCCUCUCCCACCGCUCUCUUCUCUCUUCCCUUCUCCUCCGCUCUUUUCUUUCACCUUUUUACCAAUUCCACCCCGACAAAGGCCCCUCCGCUAGCGACAUACGUCCCGCUCCACAACUGGAACGAGGAAUCGCCAGCCCAGACCUAGACCCAGGCCUCGACAACUCCGUCGCCCGAUCGUCCGUGGUCGCUUGUUUAAUUACAUUUUCCCCCUACACCCCUGGUCUGAAUAAACAAUCCAGCAUCCAUCCGCCUCGCGCUCACUCGUUGAAACUUCUGCGAGUCCCCCCAAAGGUUAAGGUCAACUGCCGCACGUGAGACCGUCUGGAACACUUCGCGAUCCCCUCAUCAACCGACGACUUCUCGUGGCGCUGCAAUCAUCUAUGACGUUUUGAAAGACCACCUGUUCUCCCUCCGCGGAAGACAAUAUACAAAGAAGCCCUUUGUGGCCUUGAACAGCCUUUGCGACAUACAUCGCCGUUGACGAUUACGAGAACUGAGACACCGCGCAUUUCUUUCGCAACUUAGCCAUGGCGACCUCGCCCCCGGCCUCGCCGGGAGGAAUCCCUCAAAGGCCCAUGAGCGCCAUCGCAAGAGCCCAUCCUAGAAGCAGUAGCAGGUUGAGCAUGACGAGCAAGACUGGAGGCGGGAGCAGAGCCUCAGACGACGAAAGUCGGACGGCGGUCAAAGUCGCCGUUCGAGUACGACCGCCGUUGAACCCUAACGAUCCUGGAUACGAUCUGAUUCCGCAGCGAUUUCAACGAGCUAUGGUCCAAACGACCUCCGAUACCAGCCUUGCAAUCGAUUCUCCACAAGGUCGCAAACUGUUUGUUUUCGAUCGAGUCUUCAGUUCGGAUACACAACAGGAGGGCGUGUGGGAUUAUGUGUCGGACUGCAUUGGCGCUUUUACUCAAGGUUACAAUGUAUCCUUAAUGGCAUAUGGCCAGUCUGGUGCUGGAAAAUCAUACACCAUGGGUACCUCAGGCCCAGGCGAACAAUAUGACCAAGAGCUGAUGGGUACGUUGAAGCGAACGGGCGGUGAAUGCGCUUGCUAACCAGCACCCAGGUGUUAUUCCCAGAGCUGCCAUGGCGCUUUUUGAAAAGCUCGAUACUCCGGAGACCCCAAAGUCCAAAGCCAAGGCGAACCGCAGUUCUCUUUCGCAUCUUAAAGGCCCACGAGGAUUUACCCAGCAGAAUACGCUUGGCGACCGCGAAUGGUCGCUGAAAGCUACAUAUGUCGAGAUUUACAACGAACAACUUCGCGAUCUCCUCGUCCCUGAAACGACCCCGUUGAACGAGCGCGGAAAUGUGGCUAUUCGCGAAGAUACGAAGGGAAACAUCAUCUUGACAGGCCUUCGACAAGUCGACAUCAACUCAGUGGACGACCUCAUGAAUGCUCUGAACUUCGGCUCCUCUAUUCGACAGACCGAUGCUACAGCUAUCAACGCCAAGUCGUCGCGAUCCCAUGCGGUUUUCUCACUUAACCUUGUUCAGCGCAAGAACAAGUCGUCAGCCGCCGAGAAGCGUUUCUCCGUACCACUCGAGGCGAUGACGGGUCAGGAUGUUACUGUCACAACGGACAGCAAACUUCACUUUGUGGAUUUGGCUGGAAGUGAGAGACUGAAGAACACUGGAGCUCAGGGUGAUCGAGCAAAGGAAGGUAUCUCUAUCAACGCCGGUCUCGCCGCCCUUGGUAAAGUUAUCAGCCAGCUUUCGUCAAGAAACCCUGGAUCCCACGUCUCGUACCGCGACUCUCGACUUACCCGACUGCUACAAGACUCGCUCGGUGGUAAUGCCAUCACUUACAUGAUUGCCUGCGUUACGCCAGCCGAAUUCCACUUGAGUGAGACCCUGAACACCGUACAGUAUGCCCAACGAGCUCGAGCGAUUCAAUCGAAACCGCGCAUUCAGCAAGUCGAAGAGGGCGAUAAGCAAUCUGUGAUUGACCGCCUCAAGGCUGAGGUUGCCUUUCUCCGGGAACAAAUUCGCAGUGCCGAACAUGGCGGCAACAGCCCUCGACGUAACGCCCAAGGAAUUACUGAUCGUUCUGAUCGUCAAAACGAGCGCGAGACUGAGCUCCAGAACCAGUUGUUGGACACCCAAGAGAGCUAUACCGCCUUGAGCCAACGCCAUGCUCGACUGAUUGCUGAGUUGGCGCGCGCUCGUGAAAACGAAUCUGGAGCGGGCCACCAUGAGGAGUCGGGCGAUACAGCAGAUGACCGCCUCAACCGAUCGAAUUCAUUCGCGCAAGCUGUUGAGCAAGUCGUUAUGGAAUACGAGAAAACGAUUCAGUCUCUUGAGCAGUCCCUCUCUUCUACUCGCGGCACUCUCUCUAACACCGAGGCUAAUCUUCUCGAGAAGGAGACGAAAUGCGCUUAUGUCGAAACUAUCAACUCCCAGCUCCAGAGCCGUCUCCAGAAGCUCAUGGACCGAGAGAACAACACCGAGAGUUACCUCCACGAUCUUGAGGCCAAGUUGGAUGGACACACCAACGGUGAAGAGAAGAACGCCACGAUCAUCAUGGAACUUCGUAAGGAGAUUUCCCGUGUUCGAGAGAAUGAGGCGUCUUGUGAAGACUACAUCUCGACCCUUGAAGAGCGUCUUGCUGAGGCGGACCAAGAUGCUGAGUUGAUGCAACGUGAAAUUGACAGACUUGAGCAAGUGGUUGAGCGACAAAGAAGUCUGGGUAAGCUUGACUCGCUUCUCCACGAGCUUGACCAGAUCCAAGAUAAGGAGCCCGAGACCGAGAACGGAAUCGAGCACAGUGCUGAGCAAACCAACGGUGUUGCUGCUCGUCGUGCUAUGGCUGAACACUCUCGAAACCUUUCCCAUGUUAGUCGCCAUAGCCAAAUGGAGGACCCCAUCCCCGAAGGUGACGAGGAAGACCACCCACAUACCAAGAUUGGCCCUGUCAAGGAAGUGGAUGAGGAUCCUCUGCGCCUUGAGAAGCCAACCGAAGAGGCUCCCCCUCAAAGCCCGGCUCAAUCCAAGUUUGUUGCUGACAAGCUUGAGAAUGUUACCCAGGAGCUUAUUGACUUGCGCGUGGAGCACGAGUCGACUCUUCAUGACUACGAUUCUCUCCAUGCCAAGUACGAGGAUGCUAUGCGUAAGAUUGCUGAGAUGCAGGAUGUUGUUGACGAGGCCCGUCAUGUCAACCUUAAGCGCGAGUCGGUUAUUUCUGUGGCCACACCGACCCAUACUCGUCCCGAGUCUUUCCUUUCUGACUCUAGAACAAAUGAUCUGAAGGCUGGGCCGAGGUCAUCCUUUACACGAUCACUUUCAUCUGAAUUAUCCUCAGCCAUGGAUUCUCCUGCCACUGCUGCUUCAUCAAACGGUGACAUCUUGUCUGACGAUGAGACCGCUACCACGAAACCCGCAGCGGCAUCGACGGAGAACUUGCCCCAGGAUGAUAACGUUGAGAUCGCCGCAGAGCUCCAGAGACUCAAGUCGAUGGCACAGGAACGUGAAGCUGCUGAAAGAGAAUUGGCCGAGAGAUAUGCCCAACUUGAGUUCAAGCAUAACGAGACCCUCGAUAUUGUUGAGGAGCUCAAGACUGACCUAUCUCGAGCCCGAGUUGCGGAAGCUACAUCACCUCGUUCCAGCACCCCUGUCAUUCGACGCAAGUCAAGUCAGAACCUGCUCGUUGUCGACCGUGCCCAGCGCUCAUUUUCAUCACUGCGAAACAUUGCUUCUGAGUACUUCGGCGGUCAGCCUGAGGCCAUGCAGAGCUUCGAACUGAACUUGAAUGCCGCUAUCCACGAACUGCACGUCAGGAGCGAACGCAUUCAGGAACUAGAAGCAGAUGUCGCAGCAGCGAAGAAGGAGAUGGAGACCAAGAUGACCAUUAUCUCGGGAUUGACGAGAGAGCGAUCCAGUCUCAAGGCCAGCCCUGUAGAGAUGUCCAUGGUGGCAACACUGCGGGAUCAGCUCGAGCAGAAUGAGAGACAGCUUUCCGAUACGAGGAACGCUCACAUGGCUCGUGAGCAAGCGCUCACAACUGAGCUUGAGUCUCUGCGACAAGCACUUGCGGCCAAGUCUAGUCUCCAGGAGCCCGACAAUGCUGACUCCAAGCACGAGCAGCGUGUUGCCGAGCUCCAGACUGAGCUUGCCACCUGGGAGCAGAAGCACAAGGAGGCUCUUGACUCGAUGGCGACAACAGAAACCCAGAUGCGGGGUACGAUCGAGGAGCUUGAGGCUCGAGUUGUUUCCAACCAUGCUCAAAUCUCUGCAUCUAGAUCCCAGAAUGGCGACAGGGAUGAGCCAAACAGCGAAGCUGAGCAGCGACAACAGAACCUCAUCAGCUUCCUUCGCAACGAGAUUGAUGAGUACAAGGCCAUUAUCAACAGCAACGCUACCAAGGUUGCUGAACUUGAGCAGGCUCAUGCUGCUGCUCGCGUCGAGCUGGACGAGCUCCACAAGUCUCACAACGCUGUACAGGAGGACAACUCCCGUCAGCUAGAGCUUAUUGCCAAGCUGCAGGAGCAGAUUGCGACUCAUAAUGAGGGCGCCAAGAGUAACGAGACAUCGCUCGAGGAGCUCAAGGCUGAGCACGCUAAGGCCCUGGCUGAUCUUAAGGCGACUGAGCAGAAGGGCUACGAAGAGCAGGUUGAAGUGUUGCUGUCUGAGCAUGCCGAGAGCGCUCACCGACUGGAGACUGAGCUUGCAGAGGUUCGCGAUGAGCUCAACAAGGCAGCUUCUCAUGUCGCCAUGGCUCUUGGUCUCGAUGCCGAUGCUGAGAAGUUGGUGGAGCGUAUCGAUGAGCUUGCAGCCAGCAAGAAGGCUCUUGACUCGGAGCAGGCCAAGCGGGCCGAGAUUGAGUCACAUGUUAACGAGCUCACAUCUAUUAAUGAGAAGAUCAUGAAGGAUCUUGAAGACGCCAAGGUUGCUUUGGCUGAGAUGCUUGAUGGAGGUGCUGGUUCUGGUCCCCUGGUCGAACAGAUCAAGAUCGCCAAGAAGAGGAUGACAGAUCUUGAUGAUCGAAGCAAGAAGAACAGCAGACUUGUGGAGGAGCUUGAGGAGCAACUCCAGAAUAACUUUGACGAGGUUCAAAUCACCAAUAACCGAUUGAGCACCCUGCAGACUGAACGCAACAGCCAAUUGGUUGAGGCCAAUGCCGCUACUGCACGCCUCACUGCUGAAUUGCAGGUCUUGAAGGAAGAUUAUGCAGCUCUCCAGGCUAAGAUGGACGAGGUGGCGGCUGGCGUCCAGCGGUCAAACUCUAACUCAACCAUUCGCAAGAGCGCAUCUCACGUCUCUCUGCCAUCACCCCCACCAGCUAUCCCUCUUCCCCCUCUGCCAAACGGUGCAGGAUCUCCCGUCAACGGAGCUCCCAGCUCACCUACCAAUGGACGUCCUAUCAGCAAGGACAACAUCAACAUCUCUCAUAUCACUGAAGACCAGGAAGCGCGUAUCCGAACCAUCGAGAAGCACCUUAAUGCGGAGCGUCAACUUACCCAGACACUCGAGGAGGCUCUUACCGAUCUGGAAAGGCAAUCUAACAAAGUCAAGGCCGAUUGUGAUGCCUGGAAGAAGCGUGCUAGUGAGCUAGAGGUCGAGGUCAAGGAGCUCAAGGACCGCCCUCCCCCUGAGCCUGUUCAGGACAACAGAUGGAGUCUCCAAGCUGUGGAGGAGGAGCGCAAGAAGCGACAGGCUGCAGAGGCUGCGCGCCGCCAGCUCGAGGAGCGUAUGAAUGCCAUCAACAAGGGCAAGAAGAAGAAGGGAAGCUUGAACUGCUUCUAGAGGAGGCGAAGCUGUAACUAGCCGACUUAUUAUGCGCGGCCCGUUCCGCAGUCUUUUGAUCACGGGACACACACACUAAGCAUUUGGGGGGUUGAUUGGGAUGGGAUUCUUUUUGCAACGCCUUUAUGUGUCAUCACGUUUCUGAUUUGAUGUUGUUCACCAUAUUCCCCCUCGAGUUUUAUUGUCGGUCUGACGGUCCUUUUUUUCGUCGUCGGGCAUCCCAACCAAGUUUUCAAGCACUGGCCAGGAGUUUGGAGGAUUCUUUUAUUACUUUUUGUCGGUUUUUCUACCCCGUGAAAGAAAGGGGGGAUUUAUCACAUACACGAGCGGCUCGAUGCAUAAAGAUGUCAUUUUGGGUGCCUGUCUUUGUACAUGUGUAAUUUUUCUUGCUUUUUCGAUUUGACUACUCCCACCAGUUUCAAGGGGAGAUAUUUUUUUUGGGUGGCGGACUUUGAUUCAAAGAAUGAAGCGGGAAGAUGGGAUGAUUCUUAUGAGGGGGAACCCAAUUUGAUCUUUGGGUUCCGCAAUUACAGAUUACAUAUGAGGGAAAACAAAAAAACGUGGAUGUUUUUUUUUGUUUUCCGAAAGACGAUAGUGGUAAAUACUAGUUUCAAAGACCCUUAAAAUCAUUCAUUCGCCUUG
Messenger RNA from Fusarium verticillioides 7600, 6492 nucleotides. RefSeq lists its product as hypothetical. The transcript has 3 exons. Gene Ontology annotation, molecular function: microtubule binding; ATP binding; microtubule motor activity. Gene Ontology annotation, biological process: mitotic spindle organization; microtubule-based movement. The record is from RefSeq and is a predicted model, not a curated record. The coding region runs from base 1198 to 5850 and encodes 1550 amino acids. NCBI's taxonomy places the organism in Eukaryota, Fungi, Ascomycota, Sordariomycetes, Hypocreales, Nectriaceae.